Molecule: messenger RNA, 3022 nt
Organism: Drosophila ananassae
Lineage: Eukaryota; Metazoa; Arthropoda; Insecta; Diptera; Drosophilidae
Product: glutaredoxin domain-containing cysteine-rich protein CG31559
Exons: 2
Coding region: 213-1058 (281 amino acids)
Biological process (GO): sensory perception of sound
Source: RefSeq, a predicted model, not a curated record
ACUUGGCUUUGUGGCCAGAAAAAGUCGGGCCAGUCUAACGACGAGAGCUGAAGCAUAAAGACAUGCGACUUCUCGGGUGCAACGGCCGUCAGAGUCAUUGAACGCUUGCAUUUUCCUGGGCCAAAAACGCAGAUCAUAAACCACAGACAGACAGCCAGCUUUCGGCUUUGGCUAAAGUUAACAAACUCGGUGAAUUAGAAAAUUAGGAAGCAAUGGUGCUGGCCACGCCCCCCGUUAACAAGGGCAGCAAGCCGGGAAACUGUUUCAUGGACCAGUACCAGCAGUACUCCGCCCAAUGCGAGACCGCUGACAGUGGCAACGGCAGUGACCUGGAGAGCAACGGCCCCCCGGCCAAGCCGGACGACAGCGAGGAGAGCGGUCCCUCCUCCUUGGGCAGCGACUCUACGGAGUACGUCCGCCAGUCGGCCUCCCAACCGAGCGGUCAGCGGCAGCGACAAAAGUCCCUCCGGGUCCUGGGCUCCCUCCUGCCCGACAGCCUUCUGCGGGACAUUCGCGAUCGCCGCAGCUCGGAGUACGUGGUUCAAUAUUCCCCGAAGGAGGAAAAAAAGUUGAAGGAGACCCGCCUGACCCGCGAGUCGCUGAGUGAGGAGAAAAUCGAAGAGCUCCGGGCGGCCGUCGAGCGGGCCAACUUUGUGCAAACCGGUGAGGAGUCGCUGGACAGCAUUGAGGCCACGGCUCAAUCUCUGCCAGCCACCACCAUUGGCAAUAGUGGCCGCAGCAGCAGCAACAUCAACUACAAGUAUGCAGACGACCAAUACUACAGCUUUCACAUUAACGAGCACGAGAACUUUGGCGGCUUCUCGCGAAACGGGGGCGACACGGAUUCCCAUCGGGGAGAGGGGUCGGAGAACGGGAGUCUAACGGAGCAGGCAGAUCUUUUCGCCGGAUACCGGGAUGUGCGGUGCGGAGCCAGUUCCACCCAGUCCACCAUCCGAUCCGCCAAGGGGACCGUGCGGGGCGUCAAGAACCGUGUGCGCAAUGGAAUAGCCACGUUCUUGCAACUCCAGCAGCAGCCGAAUGCCAAGAGCCGAACCUGAUGAAUUGAUGGAAUGAUACCCGGCUUGGCUUGGCCUGGCGCGGUCUGGCUCAGAUCUACGGACUAGAAACACAACGGAUCACCAUACAUACAUUAAGUGGAUGCUAACUGAAUAGAAAUGUUUUAUGGCCAUAUAGCGGGCCGCAUGCAAAUUAGACUGAGAGAUGGAGGAAGCAUUCAAGACUCACAAUGAGGAAAGUGAGAUGCUGCUAAUUAUAAUGCAGCCAGCAGUAUGCAGAGCAAUAAAAAUCGAAAGUGAAAAUGUUGCUUGUCUGGGCAUUGUUUUGUUUUGGUUAUUUCAUUUUUUAUUUUUCUUCUCUGCAGCCCUUUGAGCUUUAGAGUUCAGCGCAUUGCUGGAAGCUAUAAUUAGAGCAUUCACCAAAUUUUUUGAUGGCUGGCCGUAAAUUGGUGGUGCUGGCCAACAAAUCUGCUGGCCGUUCAGAAAACCCACAACUCACUUUGUCACCUUCGAGAAGCAUCAGCAACAUCGCAGCUGGUUUGGUAUUAGCCUCCAUCUCGAUGGCUGUUGCCCAACUCUUCGAUUGGCAAUCACUCUACCACUGGCUCUUGGCCAUACAAGUGACCUGCUUUCUCUUUUGUCCACUUAUAUGUAGCAGUUGUUGCUGCUGUUUUGUGGCUGCUAUUGCUGCUGCUGUUGCUGGUGCUGCAGAUGCUGAUGCUGUGACAAAAGUCGCGCUGAGGUCAACCGUGCAAAUCACGUGUGGUAAUUGUUAAUUGGCGGCGUGUUUAUGUUUUUGGCAAUGCAAAUUAUCAACAUCAGCCGAGUUGACAUUGAACCACUGACAGAUGAGGUGCCACUUGGCGGUUAGGUGCUUUAUUAGCUUCGCUAGUUGCCUUGCUGGCUCGGCUGGAUUGAGGCUUUUCUUUUUCUGUUGAAUUGAAUUGGAAAAACAGCUCCUCGCCGACGUUCACUUCGAGAUGGAGCUCGGAGCUCAAUCUCAAUCGCAAGCUGUCGCUGAAGCUGCAGUUGAAGUUGAAGCUAAUGCUGAGGCUGGAGUUGACUUUCCAUUUGACCGCAGCUCGUUUGUUGUUUGUUUGUUUCGCCUGCUUGUUUAUUGUCUAUUUGGUUCGUGCUGCGUGGCUUUGAACUUUUCUUCGGCUGUGUCGUGAAAUAUUUUUCUCGCUUUUGUCGUUUAUCGUUGACAACGACACCAGCCCCCAGCUGCAUCUCCUGCGGAAUGCCCGUCUUUGUGUAUAUCUCCAUCCACUUCUCAUUACCCAGCCGUGGCCAGCUUAUUAAUUUUCAGUCUUUCCAUUGCAAUGCAAAUUCUGGACGUACCGGUUUCAAGAUGCUUCGAGCCAUGCACAAAAGAAAAACUAAUAAAUUUUCAAGAUGUUAUGACUAUUCAAGAUAGUACCGUAAGGUUACAAAUAGAUUUUACUUUUAUAUUUUUAUCAUGAAUUUCAAUAUCAAUGGAGCUAACUUUGGAUAGGAUUUAUGGUUUUAUAAAAAAAUAUGUCACAUCGACACCUCAUAGAGUACCUAUUGGUCAAGCUUUCCAAAUCCACCACCAUAUUUUUUUCGGUGCACAAAAUGAUACUUGCUAGACAUCACAUGGUGGGGGGAUCAUAUCGCAUCGUAUCGGUCGGACUUGGUUCAUUAGCCAAAGCAGACGCCACCAAAGUUGGCCAACUAACGGAAAUGUUAAUUGUCAAAUGAAAUGAGCGAACCCCCAGCUGAACCGGUUCGGACUUACAAAAUAAGACAUCAUAAAUUGUCGGGAAAACAUUCCAGGUUUUCAUUGUGUGGCUGUCUCUUUAUAUCUGUGCCCGUUUCGUUGCUGGCGCUGUCGAUUGCCUAGCAGUUUUCCUAUUAUUGCUUAAUUGUAUUGAUUAAUAGGAUUUUGAGUGACAUGCAGAGUUGCCCGGUUACGUGACUCCGAGCUAACGAACUCGGCAAUCUGGCAGAGAGUGGCUGAGGUUUUCCACAAGCCGCAGAUCCAA